This is a messenger RNA of Maniola jurtina (meadow brown), 6251 nucleotides long. Its product is annotated as dual serine/threonine and tyrosine protein kinase-like. The coding region runs from base 242 to 3712 and encodes 1156 amino acids. Gene Ontology annotation, biological process: protein phosphorylation. Lineage: Eukaryota; Metazoa; Arthropoda; Insecta; Lepidoptera; Nymphalidae. The record is from RefSeq and is a predicted model, not a curated record. Gene Ontology annotation, molecular function: ATP binding; protein kinase activity. The transcript is spliced from 22 exons.
UGUCACAAAUGCAAGGUGGUUUACUGUGUUGGUCAAUUUAAUUUGCAUUUUCUAAAAAGAAAAUAAAUUUACCGUCUAAAUACCAUUUUAAAGUUUGUGAAAACCUAGACAAGCUACUCUGAGAAGGUUUAAUUGCGGAUUGCAACAUUCCAAAUUACUAGAGUGUUGAAAAAAGUUAAAAGAUCUUAUUCAAGAGACGGAUGCAAUUUAAGACCUAAAUUCAAGCAUCCCAUGGGCGCGAAUGGCGGGCGGCGCGUGGCGGCGCGGCGCGGCGCGCGCGCGCAUCCUGCGGGCGCUGUUGCGUGACACGGCGCGCGCGCUGCAAGACGCGCACGACAUACUGCCCUUUGAUCCAGAAGUAUUAUCAGUAGUGCAAGAGAUCACCAAUGAAUCAGCGCGGCCUACGGCGCUGGUUAUCCUGGGAACCUCUCCAUCAGCCAGGGCGCGGCUGCUGAACUGUUUAGUGGGGAGGAAACUCUUGCCAGAGUCUCUACCCAGGGGUUGCAAAUGGCUUCGAAUCCAAUUCGGUGCGUGUACGCAAGUGCACUUGACGGUGGGCAACUCGGAAUUCGAGCUGGUUGAAGAGUUGGAAUGCAAUCGGAAACCAUGGGACACCUUGCCUGUUCAGGAUCUGCUCCGCCAAUCCCAUACCGACUUAGGCACAACUCUGGAAGUAGAACUAAACAAUUCCCUACUAAAGGAUGGCCUUCGAAUAAUUGUACCUCCAGAUAUCAAUACGGACCCAGGACCUCUAAACUAUACCACUUUGAAGCAACUCCACAAAGAUCUGUACCAGAAACGAAUGGCAAUUUUGAAAACAUAUACCCCCAUAUACUUGUACGCUUUGGAUAAGUUUGGAAGGACGAUUUUCAAUGAUAAUGUUUCCAAAAUGAGUGUGUCUAGAAGUGAGGAGGAUUUCUGGUCGAGCUUCAACUUGUAUUUUAUGACGAAGGCCACUAGUGGGAGUGGGGAUGGGACUCAGGAUGCGUUGGAGGAGGUUUGGAAAGAGGGCAGCGAUUCUGUGUUUAAUGUUGAGAAUUUCCUAGAUCUCCACCAAAUCAAAGAAUUAGACUCCAACGCUCAGGUGUUCUUCUGUCUGUUCUCAAAUAGCAGAGCAGAAGAGAAGACAAGAAGUCCAUUAAGCGAGGCCACUGAGUCUACUGAAUCUGCGACUUACAAUACUGAAGAGUUACCAGAGUCAGACCAGGGCAUUUACAAAGAGGAAUUCAGACAAACAGACCAGCCUGCACAACAGAAUAAAGCAAAUAGAAGAUUACAGGAAGAACAAAUUGCAUUCAUGAACGAACUACUUGACCAAUGGGAGUUUAUAUCCAAACCACCUCAAAAACACCACGUCAAAAGCCAAUGGUCGAUCCUAGACGACGUAGAGAUUAUGAAGAACGCAGAAAAGGUAGAGAUCGAGCACGGGAAGAGAAAGAAGGAGGUAGAAGUUGACAGGACGCAAAAGACUCGCGGGAGUUUGUUGAACAAUGUCCUGAAGUUUGCUGCGGAAUGCUCACAGACUUACUUGCUGAAGCAGUGCACGAGGCUGAGUGAAAUUCACGUGAAACUCCUCCAGCAGAUAAUUCUGGCGUCAUUCGACAUGGCGCGCGAGUUGCAAGUCGUACCUACUAAGAUACAAUAUGUGGCGAGACAGGAACAACAGUUGUACGAGACCAUAAACGAGAAAUUUUCUGAAGGUGACAAGAAACAAGAAUUAUUACAAAUAAUGCAAGAAGUAUUACAAGAAAUGAGAUCUGAAAUCAACAAUAUGGAUUGGAGUGUUGAUGAUCUCCCUUGCCACCAAGACAAACGCUAUGCCAUAUCAAACUCAAUAUUCUACUCCACCCGGAGCGACCCGUCCAUAUCGCUCCAACUAACGAACCGGGAGCGGUCCGACCCCGGGCCGGAGCGCGGCCGGCUGCACAGCCCGGAGCCGGACGACGAGCCGGACUGCAACUCGGACGUGGAGGAAGCCGUGUCGUAUGAGAGCUUCAACUUUGACGACUUCGAGAUCAUUCACUCUAAUGACGAGAGCUUGUGUAUGAGUGAUGUCUUUAGAAGGUCUAAAUCAGAUUCUCCAGCGUCUCUAGUCACCCCCAUACCGAUCGAGAAUGAAACGGAACUGUACAGUCUGUCCAACGCGUGGCGCAGCGUGUCGGUGACCACUCACAGCAGCGUGUGCACCAACUCCAACAUCUCCAGCAAACAGGCGUCCCUUGACGUUCAACGAACUGUUCUAUCGAAGUUGAGUCGAAAAAUCAGUUUGAAGAUGGUCAAAUUUGUAGAUUGCCUCAAGGAUUCCUACUUUGGUACCCUACAAAGGUGCCUGGAAUCUCUAGAAUCUUCCUGCAGACAGGAGUUGGGUGGAAGACCAGCAAGCGAGGCGAUGCGACAGUUGCUGUCAGUGGCCAGACAAGUGGACCUCACACCUUGUGCCUCCUUCUCCUUACUGAGAGGGAUGAUGGACUCUCUCCGAAGACUGUUUUAUAGGUUGAGCAUGGUUGGCGGAGAGGAGGAGUCUGCGUGUUGUGUACUGAGCCCCGCGUGGCGCCGCUCGGCCGCGCUGCACACUACCCAAGAACUUACUCCACAGAGACUGGCCAGACUUAUCUCCUUACAGAUUCUGGAGAGACUGAGUGUAGCGCAUGAAAGAUACCAAUCAGCGCUCACGUCAUUAGAAAGCGCUUUAGCGAGCCGCCUGCACCAUACUGAAGAUAUUAAACUAGCUAUAAGGAAAAAAUACGCGCCAUCGUUCGCCCAACUGUGUCUGGAAAGUACAUCUAUGUGCGACCUCCUUAUGUACGGAACACCAGAAUUGGGCCGAGAGAUUGGUCGCGGCCAGUACGGAGUGGUGUACGCCGUGCACGGCUCGUGGGCGGGCCACAGCCCGGCGUGCGUCAAGUCUGUUUUCCCUGCCGAUGACAGACAUUAUAGGGAACUGGCCAUGGAGUUCUUCUAUACCAGGAGCAUCCCCGCGCACCCGCGUAUCGUCCGCCUGCUGGGCUCGUUGGUCCAACGCGGCAACAACGGCUCAGCGCCCGGCGUGCUGUUGGUGUCGCAGCGUUACAGCCGCGACCUGCACGCCGCAGUGCGCGCGGGCCUCUCCUACGCGACGCGGAUGCGGAUCGCGUGCGAUAUCGUUGAGGGUAUCAGGUACCUCCACUCGCUGGGGCUAGUACAUCGAGACGUCAAACUCAAAAACGUGCUUCUGGACGAGCAAUCCCGAGCGGCUUUAUCGGACUUAGGCUUCUGCGCCGCUGAGGCUCUCAUGUCUGGCUCAGUUGUGGGAACACCGGUGCACAUGGCCCCGGAACUGUUGGCUGGGAACUAUCACGCUGCAGUCGAUGUGUAUGCCUUUGGGAUAUUGUUUUGGUACUUGUGCGCCGGUAACAUUAAACUGCCAUCCGCCUUCGAAACAUUCCAGAACAAGGAACAGCUUUGGAGCAAAGUUAAGAGAGGUCUUCGUCCAGAAAGACUACCCAAUUUCAGCGACGAAUGUUGGGAGGUAAUGGAGUCAUGUUGGGCCUCCGAACCCUCCCAGAGGGCUCUAUUAGGGGACAUCCAGCCAAAACUAGAGGCCAUUCUGCAAAAAGCUUUAAAAGAUGACCAGGGUCCCGUCAACUAUAGCAAUAACCUUGAAGAGUAUAAUUCUGAUGAUAGUUUAGAUAUGACAGGACUGCAUAAAUAUACAAGGGAUAAUUUGUGUUAAGUGUCUGGAAUCAUUCAUAGUGUGUUUUAAAUCGAAUAAUGGAGGAGGAACAAUAUUUCAACAUCUAGAAAAUUAAGGGUAUACUACAAAAUUCAUGAAGAAAAAUCAGAGACCCGUUAACUAUAACAAUAACUUUGUGGUUUAAAUUCUGAUGAUAAAUUAGAUAUGACAAUAGUAUAUAAAAAUACAAGGCAUAUGUUGUGUUACGUGUGUAAAAUCAUAAACAGAUGAUUUUUUUAAAUAAAGUAAUGAAGGAAGACAACAUUCCAACAUCUAAAUUAAUUUAUAACAAAAGUCUUAAAAAAACCAGGGACCCCGUAAUUAUAGCAAUGACCUUGGAUUAUAAUUCUGAUGAUAGCCUGGAUAAUAUAACCGGACUACAUAUUAAGGAAGCAAGGGAUUAUGAUAAGUUGUUAAACAGUUUUGAUUUGAGUAAUGGAGACCCCAAUUGAUAUCUACAAAAGUCCUGAAGGAAACCCUGUAAAUUCCAAUAAUAUUGGAGAGUAUAAUUCUGAAGAUAGUUUAGAUAUGACGGGACUAUAUUAUAGGGAUGCAAUGGAUAAUUUGUGUUAAGCGUGUAGACAUAAGACUCAAUAUCGUCUAAACUCUGAAGAAAUGUGGAGGAUUGAUUCUCAAUCUCCAGUUUAAAAAAAAUCCAUAUUCUUUGGAAAAACAACCCCAAUUAUUUGGAUAUGACUGGAUUGCAUAGGGAUAUAAAACAUAAUUAUUUGUGUUAAUGUGUGUUGAAAUAAGACUGAAAAUAGAGUAAGUUACGAUUACUUUUGAUUUAGUUCUGUAAUAAUAUUAAGUAUAUUCUGUAUGCGGAUAAUUAAAAAUGUAUUUUGUACGCGGAUACUUAAAAAUGUAUUAAAACAGUCGAAACUUCAUAAACACACCACACGCACCUAUCGCAUGUGCAUAACAGUGCCACGCGAAUAUAGGUGCUAAACAACUUAUGGGCUUUGACUGUACCUAUAUGCAGAGGUUUUUUACGUGACGUCAGAUGUACUGAAAACCAAUAUUACCAAAAUGUGCCUUAAUAAAUUAUCAAAACUGUUGUACCCAAUAUAAGUAUCUAGAUACUAAAUUAACUAGACGAAUAACGUUUCGCUAAGAAAAUAGGCUAAAAACACUUCAUCUAAUACCAUCACUGAAAUAUUAUAAAGAGCUAAAGUUUGUAAGUUUGUUUGUAAGAAGUAAUCUCUGGAACUACUGAACCGAUUUCGAUAAUUCUUUCAUCAGUAAAAAGCUAUAUUAUAUUGUAUUUCUAAAAAAAUAGAGAUCCCUAUGAAAAUUGUAAUAAGUAAGCUAAACCUGUGCGAAGCCGGGGCGGGUCUGAUUGGUGAAAUGUAAACGUCUCCGCUCCGCUUCGCUUCAGUGGAAACGCGCCCUUAUCGCUUAGCGUUAAAUACACGGGCCUCUGGGGUAAGUUAUAUUAAAAAUCUGUGAUUAAUUAAUUCUUAUAAUGAUAAAGUAAUUAAGACUCCGUAGACUAUUAAGUGCAUUUAUUGUACCCUAUGUAUUUGUCGAAAGUUUCUAAUUUGUUGUGUCUGUUAUAUUUCGUCCGUAUUUAUUUUCGCUGUUUUCUACCAAAUUUGUUAUUGCCCACGGACUUGGAAUGGCUAGAUGCCGCCACGUUCAUUAAAUAGUAUGAAAAUUGACCAUGUUUAUUUUUUUCUUAUCUACGAUGACGUCAAGCGAGUCACUUACAGCCGAAAUCAAUAAAAUCUAUAUCUGAUAAAUAAGUAGUAACUUAUCGUCAAAUCACAGAUAAGACUGAUGAUUACAGAUAGGAUAGGAUUGAGGAUGACACUAAGUAUAGUGACGUUGUAAUUUGUCAAAAAAUACCAUACAAUUUUUAACAAAUAACUUUGCUAAGUAACUUACCUAUCGACAGAUUAUCGAUAGGAUUGAUCAAAACGAGUCUUAACGUGAAAUUGAAAUUUAAUUUGGUUUUUCGCAAUUUGUAAACUAAUACGACAAAGUAGACUUAUGGCACUCUAAUUCCGACAAUGGCAGCAUCAUCUUCACAGGAUCACAUAAAAAUCUGUCCUUGAAUGUGUUCAGUUUAAGAAAUUAGAGUAUCGACUAAUUUGUGAGUAACUCACGUCAAACUCAUUAUUUCGACGUAAUUUCCUAAACUGAACACUUUCAAGUAAAGAUUUUUGUAUAAGCCUGUGAAGAUGAUACUGCCAUUGGCGCUAUUAGAAUCCCAUAAGCCUACUUUGUCGUAUUAGAUUACAAAUUGCGAAAAAACCAAAUUAAAGAAUUUCGCGGGCAGACCCGUGUCAUCCACCUUACACUUACACUUACAGGAUAGUUGGGCACUGUAUUAGUGCUCAAAGAUCAAAGUGCAUGACAUAUUCUCACGUAAUUGAACGGAUGACUUGUGGUAUCUAGUUAUUUCAGUCUGUGGUACUACGCUUAUUUAAGUUACUAUGUAUUAAAUAAAACUUAUAAAAAAAAUAGUAUUUAUUGUAAGUAUCUAUGACUGGAAUUAAUAUUUGUAUUGAUGUGAUAUUAUAUUUUUUGUACGUAA